Messenger RNA from Hevea brasiliensis (rubber tree), 3886 nucleotides. RefSeq names its product cytochrome P450 71B37. The transcript is spliced from 3 exons. The record is from RefSeq and is a predicted model, not a curated record. Lineage: Eukaryota; Viridiplantae; Streptophyta; Magnoliopsida; Malpighiales; Euphorbiaceae. Gene Ontology annotation, molecular function: oxidoreductase activity, acting on paired donors, with incorporation or reduction of molecular oxygen; iron ion binding; monooxygenase activity. The coding region runs from base 2142 to 3677 and encodes 511 amino acids.
UCUUAAAUGUUUCAUCUACUUUUGAGCCUCAUUCAUAUAACCAGGCUGUUAACUUUGAUCAUUUGAAAAAGGCUAUGAAAAAUUAACUGGAUGCUUUGGAAUCAAAUCAAACUUGGUCAUUCCUCAACUACCUCGAGGGGCUAGACCAGUUGGUUGUAAAUGGGUAUAUAGAGUGAAAUUCAGGGCAGAUGGGACCAUUGAAAGGUAUAAGGCUCCACUUGUGGCUAAAGGUUAUACUCAAAGGGUUGGUUUUGAUUAUCAAGAGACCUCUAGUCUUGUGGCUAAACACACAACUGUGAGAACUUUUCUUGCUCUUGCAGCUGUAUAUGGUUGUUUAUAAUGCCUUCUUGAAUGGAGAUUUGUUAGAAGAGGUGUAUAUGGAGAUUCCUUCGGGCUAUGACCUUAAUGUGGAGUAUGAAGACACAUCUAAUCUUGUGUGUAAGUUGUAGAAAUCUUUAUAUGGCUUAAAACAAGCCUCCAGGCAAUGGAAUAUAAAUUUUACAGAUAGCUUGUUGAAGGAAGGAUUUCAUCAGUCCAAAGCUGAUAAUUCCCUGUUCACUAAACAAACAGCUGAUGGUUUUGUUGCUUUGCUUGGGUAUGUGGACGAUAUUAUAAUUGGCAGUAGUAACGAAGUCUUGAUUGAUCAAUUGAAAACUGGUUUGAGCUCAUAUUUCAAGUUGAAGGAUUUGGGAAAGUUACAAUACUUUCUAGGUCUCGAAAUUGCUAGAUCUAGUAAAGGGAUUGUUGUCUCAAAGAAAAUUUGUUUUGGAAAUGUUAGAAGAGUAUGGUGUUCUUGGAGCUAAGCCAAGCUCUAUUCUUGUUGAAGUAAAUGUGAAGUUAACACAUUCAGAAGACAAGUUGCUUACAGAUCCUAGCAUGUAUAGACAGCUGGUGGUUAAGUUAAUGUAUGUUACUUUGAUCAGACCAGAUUUAGCCUAUGGAGUCUGUGUGUUGUCUCAAUUCAUGGAUAGACCAUCUGAAUCACAUCUGGAUGCAGCGUUUAAGGUUCUCAAGUAUCUAAAAAAUGCACCAGGUCAAGGUUUACUCUUGUCCUCUAAAUCAGAGUUCAAACUCUCUACUUAUUGUGAUAGUGAUUGUGCUGGUUAUUUUGAAACAAGGAAGUCCCUAACAGGUUGUUGUGUGUUUUUGGAAGAAUCCUUGAUUAGUUGGAAGUCAAAGAAGCAAACUACAGUUCUUCUUCAGAAGCAGAUAUACGUCCACGGCUGCAACUACUUCAGAAAUUCUUUGGAUGUUCCAGCUGUCAUUGACUUUUAUUGUCGUUAUAUUCUCUUGUAUAUAAACCCAAAAAGGCAGUUAUUCUUUGAGAAUGAGAAACUUUUUCAGCUCAUCUUGUGAUAAAGUGAUGCAUCUGCCCGAAGAGUUCCAGCAAAGGGAAGAUUGUGGUGUGCAAAAUUGAGGUUGUCCGAAGAGAGAAAACCCUUUCCAUACGACAAGGUGGCGGUGCUGGAAUGAUAACUGAUUGAUCCAUUAGUCAAAGAAGUUGGAUUUCAGUUUGUAAUCCCGGCAAAUUUAAUUGGUCAAGAAGAAGCACAGCAGCUUCAAGCAUACAAUAUGAAGAUAGGAAAGUGAACUCUGGAGCUUUGCCUGCCUAAACAAUUCAUCAAUAUAUCGGAAAAGUUCUCCAAGCGCUGAUAUAUGUGUUUAAUGGAUAGCGCAAAAGCAUGGAAAUGACCAAAUACAGCUGCAAAGGGCCAAAACAAUGAAUUUCAAUGUGAUAAGGAGCUGGAUAUAUAUUGCUGAAGUCUUUGAAUUGCUUUCUAUGUGUCAGUCAUUUAUUGCCUCAGAGAAGCCAAUUUCAUUCGAUUACCAAGUGGUUAUGGCGUGGAAACAUCACUCUUUUUCCCUUAUGGAACAGUCAUCCUUUCAUUGUAUUAGCAUUAAUGUAGAUGUGGAAAAAAACCUUCAGCCUAAAGAAAAGUAUCCUGUUAUAGACAAAGAAAAGUCUAAUCAGGCAUCUAACGAGACAGAAAUUUCCAGUUACACUAAUAGUGCCAGUAAGCAUCAGCAUCGUUAUACAAACAGACAAUUUUUGGCUACUUUGUUUGAAAGUGGCAGUCGGUUCAUUUAAAGGUGAAGAAUAAUUUCAAAGUUCAUCGAUCCUCAAGCUAGCUAAGGCUCUAAUGGCUCCCUAUACUCUACCUAUGUGGCUUCCUCUUCUCUUGCUCUUGCCACUAUUGCUUAUAUUCAAACUGAAGAAGGAAGUUAAAAGACAAAACAACCAGCUGCCACCAAGCCCUUUUAAGCUUCCAAUUUUGGGCAACUUACACCAACUUGGUGAAUUGCUUCAUCAAUCCUACUGGCAGCUGUCCAAAAAAUAUGGCCCUGUCAUGCUCCUUCACCUUGGUCGUAUCCCAACUGUUGUAAUCUCCUCUGCCGAGGAAGCAAGGGAGGUCUUGAAAACUCACGAUCUUGCCUGUUGCAGCAGACCUCUUUUAGCUGGCUCUGGUAGAGUCUCUUACAAUUACAAAGAUGUUGCUUUUGCACCCUAUGGUGAUCAAUGGAGAAACAUGAGGAAAUUGAUUGUUCUUGAGUUAUUUAGCUUGAAGAGGGUGCAGUCUUUUUGGUCCCUUAGGGAAGAAGAAGUUGGAUUGCUAAUCAAUUCUAUCUGCGAGGCAGCAUCUUCUGCAACUCCUGUUAAUCUCACUGACAAGUUGUUUGCCCUCACUGCAAAUAUCACAUUUAAGAUGGCUUUUGGAUUCAAUUAUCGAGGGUCUAAAUUUGACACAGAGAGAUUUCGUUUUCAUGAAGUGAUUCAUGAUGCUCAGGCUGUGGCAGGAAGCUUCUCUACAGGUGAAUUAAUUCCAUUUGUGGGUUGGAUUGUUGAUCAGAUAACAGGUCAUCAAGCAAGGACUGAAAGAGUUUUCCAUCAGUUAGAUACCUUCUUGCAAUAUGUAAUCGAUGAUCAUCUAAAACCUGGAAGAAAAAAGAAGCAGGAUGACUUGGUAGAUGUGCUGUUAGGAAUAGAGAAGGAACAAGCCGAACUAGGCAGAGCAGCUCAGUUCACAAAAAGUAACAUUAAAGCAGUCCUCACGAAUAUAUUUCUGGGUGGCGUAGACACUUCUGCAAAUACUGUGAAUUGGGCAAUGGCAGAGCUUGUAAGGAAUCCUAGAGUGAUGAAGCAAGUGCAAGAUGAAAUUAGAAAUCGUGUUGGAAAAAAGGGAAGAGUAACUGAAGGUGAUAUUGAUAAGCUUGAAUACCUCAAGAUGGUAAUAAAAGAAACUUUCAGACUGCAUCCUGCCGCCCCACUACUAAUUCCAAGAGAAACAAUGUCUCACUGUAAAAUCAGUCGUUAUAAUAUUUAUCCCAAGACAAUGAUCCAAGUUAAUGCCUGGGCAAUCGGGCGCGAUCCUCAAUACUGGACGGACCCAGAGCACUUCUUCCCUGAGAGAUUUGCUGAUAGCUCAAUUGACUUUAAAGGACAAAAUUUUGAGUUUUUGCCAUUUGGAGCUGGUAGAAGAAUUUGUCCUGGGAUGCACAUGGGAACAAUAACAGUAGAGGCUGUACUUGCAAAUCUUCUGUAUUGUUUUGAUUGGAAAUUACCUAAUGGGAUGCAGGAGGAAGACAUUGAUAUGGAAGAGCGAGCCGGUGUUAGUCUUACUGUCUCUAAGAAGACUCCUCUAAGCCUUGUGCCUGUAAAGUACUUCAGUGACUGCUAGAAGGUAACACGGGCUCUGAAAGGCAUAUUAGUAUAUGUAUGUAUCAAUAACUUAAGUAUGUUGUGUGUAUCUAAACAAAGUAGAUAUGCAAUAUGCAUAUGUCUGUCGAUGUGGCCUUCUUAGAAUACUAUAGGCAAUUUCAACACAAGGAGCUUGGUUGAAAUGUUACCUUAAUAUUGAAAUAAAAAAUAUGCUACAGCAUUAUUAUA